Postia placenta MAD-698-R-SB12 is the source of this 1068-nucleotide messenger RNA. RefSeq lists its product as hypothetical. Gene Ontology annotation, biological process: pantothenate biosynthetic process. Bases 1 to 1068 code for a protein of 355 amino acids. Gene Ontology annotation, molecular function: pantoate-beta-alanine ligase activity. Lineage: Eukaryota; Fungi; Basidiomycota; Agaricomycetes; Polyporales; Adustoporiaceae. The transcript has 4 exons. The record is from RefSeq and is a predicted model, not a curated record.
AUGGCUUCGUCAACUUCCGCCCUUCCACCUUCCUCUGUUCCGAUCUUCACAACCGUCGCGUCCUACCGGGAAUGGCGUCGGAAGGCCUUUGACGAGCGGAAGUCUGUGGGGUUCGUCGCAACCAUGGGCGCCCUGCAUGAUGGCCAUCUCUCGCUUGUCAGAAGAUCUCUGGAAGCCAACGACCUCACGGUCCUCUCCAUUUUCGUGAAUCCAGCGCAGUUUGCUCCGCACGAAGACCUCGCUACAUAUCCCCGGACUCUCCCUCGAGAUCUAGAGUUGCUCUGUGCUCAGUCUGUUUCAUUAGAUGUUGACAGCUCUGGACGAAACGAGCGUGUUUUCAGGACACCUUCUGCCGUCUUCCUUCCCUCGGUAUCGGAGAUGUAUCCGGCUGGCAUCUCGCAGGACGUGUCAGAACAAAAGGGAACUUUCAUUGAGGUGAAGGGCUACGGCCAUCAGCUGGAGGGAAGAACUCGGCCGACGUUCUUCCGUGGGGUCGCGACUAUCGUUACCAAACUGUUCAACGCGAUAGAGCCCACGCGCACAUAUUUCGGGCAGAAGGAUAUCCAGCAGGCAUUACUGCUCAGACGCAUGGUGCGCGAUCUGCUGCUGUCGCACCCUUCGCCUGAGAGUUUGCACAUCGUUCCCACAGUCCGGGAUGCUGUCACAUCCCUCGCUCUGUCUUCGCGGAAUGCGUAUCUCACUCAGAGGGAACGCGAACUGGCUGCUCCUACACUGUACUCCGCACUUCAAGCCGGCAGGGAAGCGUGGGCUGCAGGAAGAAGCAAGGACGAAUGCAUACGAGCCGCAUGCGCUCUCAUCGCGCAAACCACAGAGCGACUGAAUUUGGGGUCCACAGAGAAGGUGGAUGUUCGUGUGGAUUACAUUGAGAUGAACGAUCCCGAGUCCUUCGAUGUGCUCUCGCAAACUAUUAAUCGGGCAGAGUGGGAGGCUGUCGAGGAGGGGCAAGCUCGCCCGGUGAUCCUGAGCGGUGCAAUGUGGGUCGGACGGACACGGCUCAUCGACAACAUCAUCUUGGGCGAUCAGGGUAAACUAGGAAUCAUGAGCUAA